UAUUUUUUGUGUGUGUGAAUUUCCAGACGCGUGCCGUCUGUUACAGCAAUAUUUAUAAACAAUUAUAUUUAAUAAACAAAAAUUAAUAAUGGCUGAUGUUUUGGAUAUUGAUAAUGCCGAGGAGUUUGAAGUUGAUGAUGAGGGUGAUCAGGGAAUUGCCAGAUUGAAGGAAAAAGCAAAAAAAAGAAAAGGAAGAGGACAUGGUGCUGAACUUGUGUCAACAAGAGAUGAUGUUGGUCAUUAUGAAUCAAUGAAUGUUGUUGAGGAAGAUGACAAUGAACCUGGUCCACAAAGAUCUGUUGAAGGAUGGAUUUUAUUUAUAAAUUCAGUUCACGAAGAAGCACAAGAGGAUGAUAUUCAAGAUAAAUUUUCAGAAUUUGGUCAAAUUAAAAAUUUACAUUUAAAUCUUGACAGAAGAACUGGUUUUUUGAAAGGAUAUGCUCUUGUUGAGUAUGAAACAUUUAAAGAAGCUCAAGCUGCAAAAGAAGCACUAAAUGGCAGUGAUAUUUUGGGACAAGCUAUUUCUGUUGAUUGGUGUUUUGUCAAAGGACCCAAAAAGCUAAAAAAAAGAAGUCACAGAAGACGAUGAUUAUUCAAUUAACAACACCACGAUCAUUCUCAAAUCAACAAUAUCUUCUUUAUCAAAAUAAUAUUCUGUAUUUAUUUAAUCAACAUUCAUAAUUAAUUAUUGUUUAUUUUAUUUGUCAUCAAGUGGAGGGUAUUAUAAA
Molecule: messenger RNA, 728 nt
Organism: Aphidius gifuensis
Lineage: Eukaryota; Metazoa; Arthropoda; Insecta; Hymenoptera; Braconidae
Gene: tsu
Product: RNA-binding protein 8A
Exons: 4
Coding region: 89-589 (166 amino acids)
Biological process (GO): RNA splicing
Cellular component (GO): exon-exon junction complex; cytoplasm; nucleus
Molecular function (GO): mRNA binding
Source: RefSeq, a predicted model, not a curated record